Puccinia triticina is the source of this 198-nucleotide messenger RNA. RefSeq lists its product as uncharacterized. Lineage: Eukaryota; Fungi; Basidiomycota; Pucciniomycetes; Pucciniales; Pucciniaceae. The record is from RefSeq and is a predicted model, not a curated record. The transcript is spliced from 2 exons. The coding region runs from base 1 to 198 and encodes 65 amino acids.
AUGUCCGGACCUGUCCGCAAGGCCCGAGCAGAGGCCGGCUUGGCACAGCCCGUGGGGCGUCGUGGAGAACCCGGGGCCGUUGAUGUGCUAGCUGGGCUACGAGCAAAACUCGGCUCCAAGACGAUUUCAAUCUGGUCCGACGAGCACUACGCGGGGAAGAAGCCGGAGCGCCAUCUCGGCUGGUCCUCCCGAGACUGA